GUCAAAGACAUAUGACUUCCAACACUGAUCCGCGAGCACUCUAGCCUUUAGACUCUGAACCCUGCUAUCAUGCUAACACUGCAUCAGUAUUAACUUUAUAAAUAUAUUUGUGAGCUAACCAACAUUCGAUGGCUGGGCAAUAAUGAACGAUUUGGACGCCCGCGCUUUCGUUGCGCUCGAUGGUACCGCCAGUUCCCUGCUGCGGCCUCAGCCUGAGGCAUUGUGCUUGGAAGCAUGCAAUGGUGGUCUGGCGGGCGCGCUGGCUCGUCGGCAGCGCUCGGCGCUGGUGGCUCUGGCCUGCCCCGACCUGCCGCCGUCGGCCCUGUCCGACAGCGGCCUGCACCUGCAGGCCCAACAGCGCGCCCGCUGCGCCCUGGGCCGCCACGAGCGCGCGUGCGUGUCGGGCUACCGCCCGCACCUGCGUGCCGCCGCCACCGCGCGCGCCGUGAUGGCCGUGGACGCGGGCCUGGCGCCGGAUGAGGCCGCGGAGGCGCGGGAGCGGCAGGAGUUGAGCAUUCACAACGUAGCUGAGGACGUGUGGCGGUCUGUUUACCAGGCAGCCAGAAGCUACGAGGGCCACCACAGAGCCUUCAAGGAAGCGGAUGAUUACUCGAUGGAAGAGUCUGCUGCGCUGAUGGGCAUGCGAGACGCCACACUGGGGCUACGGGAGGCAGUACGGCAGGUGGACGAGCGGGACGUCGCGGCGCAGCUGGCGGCCUUGCAGCCGACAUCAGCGGCCGAGGCGGAGGAGCGCCAGCGGACGACGGCGCUUGGGCCGGUCUUGAGCCAGCCCCUGGAGGGUGUCUCCACGCCAGCCUGGCUGUUGCGAGCGGAGGCGGCCCGCAUGCUGCCGGCCCGCGCCGCGCUGCUGCUGCACUGCCAUGCGGUACUGGGAUGCCCACCAGUCGACAUGGAGGAGGCUUGCAAGAAGUGCAACGUCAGUAUUAGCGGAGACCCUUCCACGCCUGCGUGCGGCCGGAGUGCGGCCUCAGCGGCGUUGCUGGCGGCAGCUCUGUUGCGGUACUGGCAGCUGCAGACCUGUGGCGCUGGGCACGGUAGCGGGGGUGGCAGCGGCAGCAGAAGCGGCAGCAGUGGCGUUGAGGCGCGGGCAUGGCUGAGCUCAGACUUUACAGACUUCGCCAUCGUGAUGUCUGCCCUCCAGGCCCUGGCCCUGUGGCUCGACCAUGGCCGCGGCGUGGGUGCGACGGGUGCGCUUGCGGCGCUGACGCGCCCGGCGGUGCUGCUGCGCGUGGCGGCCGUGCUGAGCCACGACGUCGUGGCUGGCACGCCGCCUGAGCACCUGGACACGGUUGUGCGCCAGUUCGUGAUGCAGGCACUGCAGAACCCCGUUAGGGAGGCUGUGUACACAGUGCUGGGCUUGGACGCCAAGGGCAAUGAGAGCGAGGACAGGAAGGCAGCAGCUGCUGUCGGCGGUGGCAGCGGCAAAGCGGCGGCCCGGGCGCCACCCGCACCGGGCACGGCUGCGAGCGGCGACGCGGGCUUGCCGGAUGAGGAGGCGCAGGGGCUGCUUCUGGAGCGGGUCCGCAGCAACUUCAUCACGUGCCAACAGAGGGCCCGGAAGAACGCCAAGGCACAAAUUGAGCAGUUGGCGGCAGCUGGGCGUAAGAAUAAGGCGAAGGCGGGCUGCAGCGAAGGGGCGGCGACGGUGGAUGCUCUUGGGGAGGAGCUCGCCAACCAGCGGGUGCUUGAAAUGCGUGUCGCUGCGGGCGAGCGGCUUGUGGCGGCCCUCUUCGACCCGCUGCCGCCGCUUCUGGCGUCCACACCGCCGGGCGUCAGCGGCGCCGCGCCACGAGGCGGCCAGGACGUGGCGGCGCUCGCGAAAUCGCCGCCGCCGCCGCCGCCGCAGCCUGCUCAGGUGGUGCGGAUGCUGUGGCGGCAGGGCUCUGCGCUGCUGCCCUCUCGCACCCAAGGGAAGGCUCCGCCAGAUAUCGUAAAAAUUCAAUGGGACACCGAGGUUGCGGAAGUCGCAGGCCAGGCGGCCCUGGCGCGGGCCAUGGUGGGCGCGCUGGCGCCGUGCUGGGAGGCGAACAUGGGCUGCACGUUGUUUGGCGCCGCCGCACCGUGCGCCAACAGCUUGACGGCGUGCAACCCCACUUACAGCCCCGGGCCCCACAGCUCGCUGGUGCUGCAGGGCUCGCCCGCCAUCUGCUACAGCCUCGCCCGCACCGCCGCAGUCAACUAUGUACUGGACAGGGUGGCGCGGGGGAUGGCGGCGGCGGCGGCAAUCGAGGCCGCGGCCAUGGCCAUGGCUCGCGAGGGGCUCGCCAGCGAGUGCGUUGGCCAGGCCAGUCAGCCUCUUCCAACAGCUGCUGCCUGGUGCAAGCAGGCGGACCGCCCUGCAGUGACCGCAGCGCCGCUCCCGACCGUGGCUGCUGCUGCUACAGCCGCCAGGGUCGCGUCCCAGCUGCCUCGGCUUCCCUACAAGGAGCACAGCGAGGCGGUGGGCUUGCUGGUGGCGGCAAUCGCUCUGCCAGACACCCUUGGGUUCUUCCACCGGGCGGUCGGCUGGCCGCUGGUGAUGACGCUGUCGGGCAGUGAGGAGGAGCGGGCGCAGCACGCGCGCCAGGUGCCGGCGGAGCUGCUUAAACCGCUCGAUCCGACCGGAGUGGAGACGCAAAAGUUGGGGCGGGUGUGCCUGACAGCAAAUUGGUUGGCCGGGCGGGAGCCUGGCCGGGGCCUUGUCGCCGCCGCCGAAGCCACGCCCGCCACCGAUGGCACAGCGGCAGGUGGAGGCCCGGCAGGUGGGGACACGACUCGCGGCAAUGCCCGUGACUGGACCGCCAGCACUGGUGGUGCAAGUUCGCUGCCGGAAGCGGUGACCAAGCGGGCCUGGCAGAGCAAGACGGUUUCCAUUUAUGGCGGCAGCCCUGGUGCCAUUACUCGGGCGGUUUGUGACGUUGACGUCGAGGUCUGCCACAGCGCGCUGCGUGCCUGCUGCCUGAAGCCUUCCAACGCUCACCAGACCGCGGAAGCAGCCGCCAAGCUAGCCGUGCUCUCGAGGGAACUGCGAUCGGACGCUGCGGCACCGCGUGAGCUGGUGGUGGUGCCGCUGCUGGAGCCAGGCGCCCUGGUUUGUGACACGGACGCGCUACGGCGGCUGCGCGGCAUCGUGUGCCUCGUGCUGCGAGACCUCACGCAGCCCGCGCCCGCAGCGGCGGGCGCAGCAGCACCGGGCAUAGGGGCGGGGGCGCGCGAGCAGCGGCCCCCGGCGCACUGCGAGGAUGAAGACGAGGCUACGGAGGCGGCGGCCGUGGCGGCGGCUGGCUUCAAGGCCCCGCGUGUGCUGCGGCCGGACUGGCGGGUGCGGAUGCCGUUGAUCCUGAACCGGGCGCUGUGCCGUGUGCUGGGCGUGCCGCUUGGCGCGAUCCGCUGGCAGCUGUCCGAGCUGAGCCCGCCGCCGCCGGACGGGGGGGCCGGCGUGCAACAAGGCGUAAAGCAGCGGCCCCUGUUUGACAACUCCGUUGGCGGUGGCGACGGUGGCGGCGGCGCAGGCAGCAGCAAUGGCGCCGGCGCGGGCGCCGCCGCCGCUGACCUCGCUGCUCGCCUCCAGCGCGCGGCGCAGUACCUGCAGAGCCGGGCGGGCCGCGGUGUGCUAUUUCAGCCCAAGAUUGACAGCGCGGGCGAGGGUCUCGGAGCGGCGGCAAGCGGUGUGCACGUGGGCUCCAACGGCACAGCGGCAGCUAAGGCGUUGCCCGCCGCUCAGGUGCAAGCAGGCCUGCUCGCGCUACAGGAAGCGUUGGCCGACUGGAAGGGGCUGGACGAAGAACGCAUCGCAGGGGAUGGCGAUGGCGGCCUGCCCUUCAUGUUGGCAUCCGUGAGCCGCUCGGAUGCGCGCAGGCUGCUUCACAGCAAAGCCUACAGGGACCUGCUUGGGAACAAGCUCGACAACCUGGUGCCCUGUGAGGAGGGCGAUAGCGGCUACCAAGGCAUGUAUUAUGGGCGCCAGUGCGCACAGUCGCUGCAGCUCCUGAUUGUGGAGGGUUGCGUGGGCCGGCCGACUGAGCUGCUGGCGGAAAGGCCGGCUGGGGAGGUAGCGGCGGCGGCAGUGGGGUCUCGCUGGGACGAGCUGGAUUAAGGUCAACGUGUGAUGCGGGAGGACCUGGUGCGUGUGGUGUGUUGGGCCGAGCGUUGCCUUGCUUGAGUCACCGGGAUCGAUGGAUGGAUGGACUACGUAGAGUGUAGAGCGUGGCGCGUUGAUGGAUCGCGGGGGUAACUGAUGGGAUGGGCGUGAAAGGUAAGUCGGGCCCUGGGGCAUUGUUUACAUUGUGACAAUCCGAUGCAUCGAAUCUAUAUCACAACUCGCAAACAGCCGUUGCAGUGUUGACGUCCAUGCUCAAUAGCCAAACGUGUUCGGCUUGAGCCCACAAAGUGAAGUGGGGCUUUGCAACAAAAACACAUGAUGCCAAUGCAUAUGUAAAGAACGUGCUAG
Chlamydomonas reinhardtii is the source of this 4450-nucleotide messenger RNA. RefSeq lists its product as uncharacterized. Lineage: Eukaryota; Viridiplantae; Chlorophyta; Chlorophyceae; Chlamydomonadales; Chlamydomonadaceae. The coding region runs from base 143 to 4096 and encodes 1317 amino acids. The record is from RefSeq and is a predicted model, not a curated record. The transcript has 7 exons.